GCCAUUAGCACGGAUGCAUAACGGUGCAUCUCCGCGGGAUGCGUUUCACGCGCGGCGAGGCUUGCGUGCAUUCGGAGCACGGGUCAGGCCACGAGUGCGUGCGCGCGUAGAAGUGCGUGUUCCUCGGGACCGGGUUAAGCGUGCGUGUGCCGCGCGAGGAGGGUGCAUGGCUAGUGGGGGCAGCUACACGCGUGUCUUCGGUUUUGGUUUUAGUUCCGUGGCAGUCGCCGCCGCCGACGACGACGACGACGAUCUCGAAUCGUUGCUAGUUUCCCUCGACUUGGAGUGUCGUCGCGAUCGGCGUGCCUCGACGAUCUGUUUCGUUUCUUUGGCAUUCGUUCGCGUUCCUUCGUUACGACGAUCUUCGGAUACCGCAACAGGGGACGCCAUUUCGACGCGACUGGAACCGCAAUUCCGAGGUGUGCGAUCGUUGGAAUUCCACGCCUCUUCGAACGAGUACGGCCGCGAGGCGUGUUUCGCUCGCAUUCAGCCCGAAGGACAGACUUUCGAGAGGAGAACUGUAUCGAAAUCCGAGAAAUUCGCAGGCGCAACGAGCGGAGUGCGCCGCGGCAGGCGCGCGAGAUCGAGCCACCUGAUCGAGGGAACCCAAUUUAACCGUGCGACGCGGGAAAAAGAACGAGCGAUCCAGGAAUAACAAACGCGCGCGCGGCAAAGGGAACGACACGCGCGGGAAAGAAAAACGAAGGCGAUAAAGGAGUGCUCCCAGUCGUUUUGAAGACGAGAUCAAAGUUGAAAUUGUUCGGGGGAGUGGAGAGAGAAAGAGUGCCACAAGACUGUCUAAAAACGAAGAAGACGAUCGAGAGCGGCGACAAAAAUCCCGACAAAGCGACAAGAAUUCAAAGGACGCAAACGUGGAAGGAAAGAACGAACCUGAAAAGGGACAAAGACGGAUCCGUGAGUCGCUUAGACGCGAAAAAAGUGGCGGCUCGUUUUGUUAAUCAAAAGAUUUCGCGACCCGGCUCGUUCUCGACGUGUCGCGACUAAUAACGAGCACGUGUGACCGCGACCGUCGAUAAGAAAAAAAAAAGGACGCGUGGAGGAGAGGUCGAGAGGAAGUCCAUAGAAAUCGUGCAUCGAGUUUGACCGCGGGUGGUCCUCGCAGCGACUUCCAGAGCGAUCCUUGCCGCGACAGGACCUCGUUUUAACGCGAAACUGCGGAUACUUUAGUGCAUUGAGACAUAUCGGUUACGGUUCCUCGAACUUUCAGCUACACAGACUCAUCGUUCCAAGUGUGAGCAAUGAUAAACUGAUAACGAUCAAUCGAGAAUGCGUCCCAAGUUAAUCGAGUGUGCAGCGUCGUCGAGCGCGCGUGAUUUAAAAUAUUGCAAGAGGGAUCGCUGUUGAUCCAGCUGUCUGAAGGAGACGACGGGAUCACCUCGAUCGCGCGGGAUCUUGAAUGUUCCUGCGGUAUCGAUCGGACGUGGCGGUGUUUCGCGCAUCAGCUCGAACGCCUGAUCCUCGCCUGCCGGUUCGAGAUGCGCUGCACGUCGGGACACGUGUUUCUGACAAGUUUGCUGAUACUUCUGCGAACGCGUCGGGCAAACACGACCGCGGAGGAUUCGUUGGAAUUUCAGAACAAAGGCCCGGUGAGGUUGGUGUGGGCCAGCGAGGGUGAGGACGUCGAAUUGCCAUGCGACAUCACCCCACCGACGCCUACCGACUCCGUCAACAUGGUGCUCUGGUUCAAAGACACGGUUGGAAUACCUCUCUACAGCUUGGACGCAAGGAGUGGAGACCUCUCUUCAGCGAUGCACUGGGCUGUCAGCGACGAACUGGGCAGAAAGUCGUACUUCCAGAUAGGAGACGGUCAUCGUGCGAGGCUGAAGAUUACCAAGGUCUCGGCCAAAGAUCAAGGGAUCUUCAGGUGCAGGGUGGACUUCAUCGAUUCUCCUACAAGGAAUUUUCAAGUGAAUCUCACCCUCGUCGAGGAGCCGACGAAACCUGUAAUAUACGACGCCCAGGGGCGAGAAGUGACGAGGGUGGGUGGACCCUUCCUCGAAGGCUACACUCUCGCCUUGACCUGUCAGGUGUCUGGGGGAAGACCGAAGCCUUCCGUGACUUGGUGGAAGGACGGCGAGCUCCUGGACGGCGUGGUUGACACCGCCUCUGUAGGCCCUCCCAGUAAGUUCACGGUGAACCACCUGUUCAUCGACAAAGUGACAAGGUCGUUGUGGGGCAGCAAGCUGGAGUGCAGGGCCCAAUCAGCCCCCAUGGCGGCACCAAUCGUGCGAGAAGUUCCUUUGGACAUUUACCUGAAGCCAGCGAUAGUGAAGAUCAUCCUGAGCGACGAACAGAUUUACGCGGGUCGUCCCAUCGCCGCACGCUGCGAGACAUGGGGAAGCUCUCCCGCAGCCAGGAUUGUCUGGAGUCUGGGCGGACAGACGAUAGGCGAGCCCAACGUGUCCAUCACUCAGAGGAGCAACUCUACAGUGAGCAAGCUGGCUCUGGCACUCGGCAAGGACGACGACGGGAAGGAAUUGACUUGCAGAGCCGAAAAUCCCAGGUUUCCCGGCGGAGUCCUCGAACAAACUAGGGUCCUCAACGUCGCUUACGCUCCUGUGGUCGCUGUCCAUUUAGCCACUGGGUACGUCCAGAACUCGUUGAGGGAAGGAGACGACCUGAAGCUGGUUUGCAACGUGCAGAGUAAUCCUCCUCCUACCAAGAUAAUCUGGUACCACGAUGAGAAUCGGCUGGAGCACGAUGUGGCCGGUGGGACAUUGAUUGCCUCCAAUACCUUGACGCUGAGAGUCUUGACUCUGGUUCACGCAGGCGAGUACUCGUGCGCGGCGAUCAAUCCCGUCGGGGAAGGUCGUGGACCGCCAGUGUUUAUCCGCAUGAAAUAUGCUCCAAGAUGUCGGUUGGGUCACGAACGGCGCGAGAUCACGGCGGUUCGUCGCGAAACGGUGUCGUUGCGAUGCGAGGUCGACGCGGCACCGGAAGACGCGGUGAGGUUCUUUUGGACGUACAACGGAACGCGCGGCGACGUGUUGCCGGUGCAGAACUCCAGGGCUCAGAAUAACGGGCUCGUUAGCGUUCUGGAUUAUACCCCUACCGCCGACACCGACUUCGGAACUCUCGCUUGCUGGGCAAGCAACAGCGUCGGCAGACAAAGGGCGCCCUGUAUAUUCAACGUCGUGCCGGGGAAGCCACCGCAACCUCCGUUCGACUGUUCCUUGCAGAACGAGACCAGCUCGCUGGAAGUGAAUUGUGUACCCGGGGCGGACGGUGGUUCGCCGCAGUACUUUUUGCUGGAAGUUCGAGGCACCCCGGGGCAACCUGGAGUCGUUCAGGUGAAUUCGCCCACGCUCCACGCGCCGCAGAGCGAUCAGGGAACGGUCGGCGAAGUGCCAGCCAUAUAUCAAGAGAAGAACAUGAGACCUAACUUCCAGCUGCACGACCUUGAACCUGGAUUCGAGUACACCCUGUACGUAUACGCGGUCAACGGACAGGGGAAGAGCGAGCCAGCGCUCUUGGAGCACGUCAGGGUCAUCGAGCCUAUCGGAGGGAAGCUGGAGAGGACAGGAACUGGGAUCUUCCUCGAUGACCUGAAGAAGGCCCUCCCGAAGGCCAGCUCGGAGAAUCUCAUCAUCGUGAUCGCCCUGGCAGGUACAGGUGCGGUGGCCUUGAUCCUGAUCGGUAUCGGAAUCGUCAUCGGACUGGCUGUCUGCAGGAGAAGGACCAGUUCCCCUAUCAAAGACGAGCCGGACGAUUUCACCAUCCCCAGCUACGUUUCGGCUCAAAGGGUCGAACCGAGGAUCAGAUACUCUAGCGAUAGCAGACGUUCCCAAAGAACGAGUUUGUACGUCGAGGAAAAUCGAAACGAACCAGAUCUGCUGCAGCGAGUGGAGAUAGAUCUGCCCGACUAGCAUACGUAGAGGGUUGCUUCGUUUUGUACAGCUAGAAGCAACCGAUGCACUCGUCGCUAUGUAUUAUACGUUUGUACAGUGUACACGCUUCUUGCGACGUCCUGUAAGAUAUUAACCUGGCGAAGCUGUCCAUUUUCGUAGAUGUAAGAUUACCAGGAGCUCGAUAAGCCGUAGGAAAUAACGAGGCAGUACGUUAUCCGGUGAUCGAACACUUGUUUCCACAAUUCCUGUACCUGUGCUUUACGAUUGUAUUCGUGAAAGUGUUUCUUAAACGACGAGCUUUACAUCGUUACUUAUUAUCGCGCCAUGGACUACUCUACGCUGUAAUUUACGUGCCAUUUGAACCAUAAGCGAGCAACGGGCAAAGUAUUAACGUCGCCUGUGUCUUUAUCGCAAUCGACGCCUCGAAAGCUUGUCAAUUUCCGUAGAUGUAACGAUAUUUGUAGACGAACGUGAACAAUGUACAGAUAUUUUUACAGUCACCUCUCCGUAAAAGUAAGAUUCAAUUUCUGCGUUCAACUAUGCUUUCCAAUCGCGUUCUCGAACAACACGCGUCGAACGCGGUAUGCUAAGUGCGCGAACAAGCGAUCCAUCAGUUCAGAAUAGAUCGAUUUCUCACGCUUUUCCACGCAGUAUUUCCUCGCUGGAAUUUGUAGAAAAUGCGUUGACGAAUAUAUACGAUAUCUUUACUCGCAACCACGGUUGCGAAAAUUAUUUUAAGCCUGCGUUCAUUCCUACGACUUGUUACAUGUUGUUUUCAAUAAAGCUACGUGAAACAACACGUGAAACGGCAGGAAAGUUUGUUCGCGCACUUAAUAGAUAUCGUAAGAUUCUCUAGAAACCAAAACGCUUAUCGAAUAAUGUACAUAGUGUAGGAAAA
Hylaeus volcanicus is the source of this 4767-nucleotide messenger RNA. RefSeq names its product hemicentin-2 (gene side). The record is from RefSeq and is a predicted model, not a curated record. The transcript has 12 exons. Gene Ontology annotation, molecular function: protein binding. Lineage: Eukaryota; Metazoa; Arthropoda; Insecta; Hymenoptera; Colletidae. Bases 1497 to 3887 code for a protein of 796 amino acids.